ACAGGAAUUUCACUGGGGCCAUUGGUGACCGUACAUAUUUACGGUAAAAGGCUUGUUGAGCCCGCCCUCCUCGUCCCGACGCUUGGCUUCAGCCUAGCUAGCUUGAAAUACCAGGAAAGGAGGACAGAAAGAGGGGAAAAGCGAAGAAAAGAUACGCGGAAAGGCCCAGAGAAUAAAAUACGUCUGGUACUCCUGAGAAAACGCGCAAUAUUGUUAAUCUACUAUACACCUGCCACCGCCGUGACUUUGGCUCUCUCCACCCCCCCCCCCCCCCCCGUUUUCUCGGCUCGGUGGUUUGGUGACCUUCCACCCAUGAGCCCCGCCGCCAAUUAAAGCCCCCACCUUUGACCUUGGCCUGACCUCUCACCUCUUCUCCACAAAGUCACGCCCCCUGGUGAAGUGUGCAUGGAGCAGUGCGAGAGCGCUGCCGCCCUGCUGGAGUCAGUGAGGGAGCAGGAGGUGCAGUUUGAGCAGCUGACUCGAGCGCUGGAGGAGGAGAGGAGGAGGGUGGGCCUCCCCAGCCCCUCGUCCCGCCCCCUCCCCCACACACAGAACGGCCGUCUAGGUGAUGCAGACAUAGAGCGUCUGAAACUGACUGACGGCUAUAUAAACGGGACCCAGUACAGGAUGGUGGACCCUGCUCACGGAGCUCUCGAUGAGAGCUACACUCCAGAAGACGACUCCCAGGAAGCACACUCUGUGUUCUCAGAGGAGGGCACCGCGCGGCGGGCUGACAACGGGAUCAGGAAGGUGGUGACCUCUCGCACCGUCCUCCCCGACUCCAUGUCCAUCGACGGGGGCCUCUCCGUGUCCGGCAUGGGCGGCUACAGCGCCACCCUGGACCGCGCCUACCGGCAGGGGGGCGGGGUCCCAGACUACCCCAUGGCCACUGUGCCCAGGAACUACCACUACGCCCCCUCGGGGGGCUACGACGACUACAGGCCGGGGCCUCCCGCUGACACCUACGCCAGCCUGAGCAGAGGCACGCGCGUGGACGACAGAUACAGGCCCAUGGACGGUUACAGGACCCUGGACUCUGGCUACCGCGCCCCCAGCAGGCAGCAGCUGGACCCGUACGGCGCCCAGCCCCAGGUGAGCCGCGUGGUGCGGGGCGUGGGCAGCGCCCUGGAGCUGGGGGGCAUGCGCUACGCCCCUGCGCCCUACGGCAUGGAGGACGACCAGCGCAGCCUGGGCUACGACGACAUGGACUACAGCAUGGCGCCCCCGCCCAUGCACCCGGGCUACGGAACCAUGCCCCGGCUGGGGGGCGGCGGCCCAGGCACGCUGGACAGACGCAGGCUCAGGAGCUGUGAGGACACGCUAGACGGCGACAUGGGCGGAGUGGACCCCUACGCCUGGGGCGUUCCCAUGGCGAUGGAGCGGGGCAGCAUGGCGUCGCUGGACAGCACCCUGAGGAAGGGCCCUCCCGGCUCCUGGAGGCAGCCCGAGCUGCCCGAGGUGAUCGCCAUGCUCAACUACCGCCUGGACCCCGUCAAGACCAACGCUGCCGCCUUCCUGCAGCACCUCACCUUCAAGAACGACAAGGUGAAGUCGGAGGUUCGGCGUCUGAAGGGCAUCCCCUCCCUGGUGUCUCUGCUGGACCACCCCAAGAAGGAGGUGCACCACUCGGCCUGCGGGGCGCUCAAGAACAUCUCGUACGGACGCGACCACGACAACAAGAUCGCCAUCAAGAACUGUGACGGCGUCCCCGCCCUAGUCCGCCUGCUGAGGAAGACCAGAGACCAGGACCUCACAGACACCAUCACAGGCACGCUGUGGAACCUGUCGUCUCACGACUCGGUGAAGAUGGAGAUCGUGGACCACGCCCUGCACGCCCUGGCGGACGAGGUGAUGGUGCCCCACUCGGGCUGGGAGAGGGGGAACGACGGGGGCGAGGAGAGCUGCAAGCCCCGGCACCUGGAGUGGGAGACGGCCCUCACCAACACAGCUGGCUGCCUCAGGAACGUGAGUUCAGAACGCAGCGAGGCCCGACGCAAGCUGAGGGAAUGCUCGGGAUUGGUGGACUCUCUCAUGUACAUUGUCCAAUCACAGAUCAACCGCAAAGACGUGGACAACAAGCUGGUGGAGAACAGUGUGUGUCUGCUGAGGAACCUGUCCUAUCAGGUGCACCGCGAGGUCCCCGGCCACGAGCGCUACCUGGAAGCCACGCCCCUGAAUCAGGGCCCCGCCCCCAGCGCCAACAAGGCCAGCUGCUUCGGCUCGCGGAAGGGCAAAGAUGAGUGGUUUGCCAAAGGAAAGAAAGAUGGAGACGAUGGAGGUGCAGAUCAGGUGGACAUUCCCAAGAGGCAAACGCCUGCCAAAGGCUACGAGCUGCUGUUCCAGCCCGAGGUGGUGCGUGUGUACACCUCCCUGCUGCAGGAGAGCCAGAACCCGUCUGUCCUGGAGGCUGCUGCCGGGGCCGUCCAGAACCUCUGCGCCGGCCGCUGGACCUACGGACGCUACAUCCGGGCCACGGUGCGCCUGGAGAAGGGGCUGCCCAUGAUGGCCGAGCUGCUGGCCCACGGGAACGACCGCGUGGUCAGGGCCAUGUCCGGGGCCCUGAGGAACCUGGCCAUCGACAACCGCAACCGCGAGCUGCUGGGCAAGCACGCGGUGCCCCACCUAGUGGCCGACCUGCCGGGGGGCCAGAGCCAGUCUGCACGCGCUCUGUCCGAGGAGACGGUGGUGUCCGUACUGAGCACGCUCACCGAGGUGCUCGGCAACAGCCUGGAGGCGGCCAAGACCCUGCGGGCCUCCCAGGGCAUCGAGAGACUGGUGCUCAUCAACAAGGAUGGCAAGCGCUCGGACCGCGAGGUGCGCGGGGCGGGGCAGGUGCUGCAGCUGGUAUGGGGCCACAAGGAGCUGCGGAAGCCCCUGGAGAAGGACGGCUGGAAGAAGAGCGACUUCAUGGUGAACGUGGCCCCCAGCACCAACGGCCCCAGCCGGGCCAACGGGGGCUACGAGGACAGCACUCUGCCGCUGUUGGACAGAGGAGAGAAGAGGGACAUCAUCCCACUCAACGACCUAGGCCCUGAAGCCUACUCUACACUGGACCAGAGGGAGAGGAGACACACUCUAGACAACACUCUGGAUAACACAGACACUUUAAAGCGAGGGGUCUAUGGGGGCAGAAAGGGCUCCUUGCCCCUCCUGGAUUCCUACGAUGGUUAGGCCCCUCCCCCUCCCUCUCCCCCCUCUCUCUGCAUGUUACAGCAUGAAAAAUUGAUAGUUUGCAUCACCCAGAGUGGACCUGCAGGGCUCCUGCAGCCCUACCACUGCUACUGAAGAGACCCAGAGAGACUUUCUCCUGCUCUCUCUUUAGCGCGCUCUCUCUCACCCACCCCCCUACCGCUCUCUCUCUCUCUCUCUCUCUCUCUCUCUCUCUCUCUCAUCCUUCCCCCCUCUCUCUCUCUCUCUCUCUCAUCCACCCCCCCCCCCUCUCUCUCUCUCUCUCCCUGCACCACGAAGACAGUGUGGAUUACAGAUGAGGCUGGACAUCCAAAGAAAGCGGUUGUGUUGCAAUCAGAAGAGCUGAUAUUGAAGACACACACACACACACAGACAUGAGACAUGAGGUUCAUAGUAGCAUCAGAAAUAUAUAUUCUCUCUAAUUUAAAUUAUAUUCCCUAUCUCAAGGCAAUCAUAUUUGUUGACAAUCAUAAGUUCUUUUUGUUUUGUUUUUCGGUUUCCACAACAACAUGUUGGCGUACUCUUCAUCGUUCUCCUAUGUUAUGUUGUCCUUCAUUGUGAAUCAGAUUGCUGCCAACACCUGCAUCCUGAGAUCUAGGAGUUUUGUUUUCUAGUAUGUGUAGGUAGGGUAUAAUGCUGUGUAUAUAAAAAGAGGGGCAUGUUUUGAUUCGCGGAGGAAUGUCUUGUAUGCUUUGUAGGUUUUGGACUUAAUUUAAAUCAAUCCCCCCCUCAAGGGAUUGGCUGGUCAGGAAGAUUUGAGCGACGAUCGUCCAAUAGGACUCAACGCUCAUAGACGCGGAAUGUUUGUGUUUGUUUAGGAGUUAACUUCCUCUCUCUUGUAUGUUUUUCGCUGGUUGGACAUUGGACGAGUAGCGUCCAACCAAGGCUGAUGUGAAUAAGACCUCUGAGUGUCUGUGUGGAUGGAUGAUGAAAUAAUGUGGACUGUGUGUGUGUGGCUGUGGCUGUAAUACCUUGUCAUGGACCAGACCGUGAAACAUAUUUUCAAGGAACUCCUACUGCGAGCUUUUUUUUUCUACACCUGUGAUACAUUUUUACAUUUGUUUGAAUAGUAUCAUUUUUCAUUUAUUAUUACAGUACCAAGAGCCCCACUCUCACACACCGUGGCCCCCCCCUUCCCCCGCCCUCCUCCCUGAGAUAGUAACAGGGAUGCAGUGUUCAAACACCCUGUCUGUAGGCACACCUGGCUUACUGUGACCUGUAUUUUGACACACACACGCACUACUGCCAUUGUGGUAAACAGUACUGUUUACACGCUGUAAUUUCUUAUUUAAAACACCAUUCUAACGACUACAGUACUCAGUCCACUAUGCUACAACGAUACAUCACUAAUUCCGUUAUAAUUCUGGCUACAUUGCCAUAGUCCCCACACAUCUACGGCUGCAAUGCAGUACCCCAUUGUUGCAAUAGACAAAAGCCCUUUGGCGAGAGUUACAACUAACUUUCCUAACAUUCUAGAAUGGACUGUCCCUUGUGUAACCUGCGGAAUGGAGAAUCCUGUUGGUUCUAGAAUGUUGGAAUGGCCCAUUAAUUUGUCUAUAACACUAAAAACUCAGUGCUGACGUUUAUGGUAUUGUAAUGUUUAAGUCUGUCAUCUCUACCGGCGGGAAUAAUUGGAAAGGAGGGCAUGCCAUCACUCUUUAUAACCUUGGGAGCAUGGACCAGUCAGGGAAACUGGACUUUAGACAGGCUGGGAAAAAGCACAUUUUGGUAUAUACUGUAAUCUCUUUUAGUUUUCCUUGCAUUCUUAUUUCCAUUUUGUCUGAGUUAAUGUUGUUUUUUUAUUUUGGGGGAUGGUCUGUUGGAGAUGUGGGUGAAAGGGUUAUGCAAUCUGUUUUUAUUCCACUUUUACCACUAAUUGUUUUAAAUGGCAAAAGAGACCAAUCAUCUUUGUUUUUUUAUUAUUGUUUUUCACAUACAUCGUUUCUGUAGCAUUGCCUGUCCAUGUACAAUAUUGUACUUCUCAUACAUGCCUUGGCUCUGAAAAGUUGCAUUUUUCAGUAAGAGUAUGUAACUGGCAAUACUGUUUUUAUAAAAUAAAGAUCUUUUCUCAGA
Molecule: messenger RNA, 5262 nt
Organism: Osmerus eperlanus (European smelt)
Lineage: Eukaryota; Metazoa; Chordata; Actinopteri; Osmeriformes; Osmeridae
Product: catenin delta-1-like
Exons: 23
Coding region: 406-3171 (921 amino acids)
Biological process (GO): cell-cell adhesion; cell-cell junction assembly
Cellular component (GO): cytoplasm; nucleus; adherens junction
Molecular function (GO): cadherin binding
Source: RefSeq, a predicted model, not a curated record